Messenger RNA from Didymodactylos carnosus, 1746 nucleotides. The record is from the annotation of a GenBank genome assembly. Lineage: Eukaryota; Metazoa; Rotifera; Eurotatoria; Philodinida; Philodinidae.
AUGAUAAACCGCAUCCUCCUAAUAUUCGUCGACACUCUGGCUAAGAUGAAAAUCUAUGUUGAUUUUGGUGAAAAAGCAACAACUAUUAUUCCAGCUACAAAAAAUGCUACCGAAAUACUUGAGAAAAUCAAAUCAGUUCUUCAACCAGCCGCUGAUUUGCUAGUGACUUAUUAUGACGACGAUAUUAAAAAACAUUGUAUUUUUCAUAGUUAUGAACAAAUUGAAAAUCAACAGAUUGUGGCAAUGGAAGUAAAGUUGUCUAGUAUAUCCAGAACAGAUGAAACAUCAAAAGUUAAUGAUAAUAUGUUGAUUGAUGUAACUGAAGAACAACUAACUGCUGAGCCAUCUAAGAUUGUUAUUUUGAUCACAAUUCAAAUGAUCCGUUCUCCAUUAAAAUCAUUAACACCCAAUUCAAAAACUUCAUCAAAACGUGUAAAAUCAAAUUAUUCUGAAUUUUCAUCACCAAAUUUCAAAUCAUUCAUUAAACAAACCAUUCAAAAACCAAAUAAUUACGUCGAAGAUUUUGAUGAUUCAAUAAUAAGUUCAAGUACCGAUUCAUUUUCAUCACAUCAUUACAAUUAUUCAUCGAUCAAAAAACAAAAUCUAAUUUAUCGACAACCGGUAGUGAAUAAUAAUAAUUUAUAUAGAUCACAAGAAUUUCCAACAGCUAAUUCUAUGAUGUAUGAAGAAGAAAAACCAAAUAAUAGAGAAUCGUCUUUACAAUUUAAUAAAGGAAUAAUUCAGUUGAGUCUCGUAGCAAAUGAAAAUCUAUUGACGUUGCAUAUUGUACAAGUGAAAAAUAUUGAAACAAAACGUAGUUUACGAUAUUCAAAUAUCCUCGUUAAAAUUACGAUUAUUCCUGAUGAAAAACCGUUGGAAUGUAAUACACGUGUUAUUCCCAAUUUGAAUAAUAAUCCAACAUUUAAUGAAAAAUUUUCUUUCGAAUUAACUGAUGAUGAUUCAAAAAAACGUAUUUGUUUAUCUGUUUACGAGUAUAAUGAAAAUGAUAGUGCUACCCAACUGCAUGGAUGUUUAUCGUUUGGGAUAAAAAAUUUGUUAAAAAAACAAAAAGUUCGUGGUUGGUUUUAUUUGUUACAAGAUGAUGUGGGAAUAUUUCGUCAUAGAAAAGUUAUUGAACAUGUCGAAAAACAUGUAUCAACAAUAAAUCGAGAUGUUUUAAAUAUGGAAGAACUUCAAAUUACUGUACCACGUGGUCAAGAAAGUUUUGGUUUUACAGUGGUUGGUCAAUGUCCGACUUUUGUUGGUCGCGUUGAUAGUGAUAGUCCUGCUGCUCUAUGUGGCUUGAGAGCAGGAGAUUAUAUUGUGAAAAUAAAUGGAAAGAACGUCUCACGAGCACAAAAAGAUACGGUAUCGCAUUUAAUCAAAAAUUUACGAAAAGCCGUUACGCUCGACAUUCACCGUCCAUCAUCAUCGAUUUCUACAAAUUCGAAUCGUGAUUUAUUAUCGUUACUAUCAUCAACGGGAACCGCCUCUGCCUCAACGGAAUCAUCUACCUGCUCUGAAUCAUCAUAUUCCCGUUCUUUGUCGUCGUAUGUUAGUGAUCGAUAUCAUCAACAUAAACAGUCACAUGUACAAACACAAAAACGUGCAUUUGUUUCCUUAGGUCAAUUAGGUCAUUACGUUGAACGAAAACCUUUAAAUAAACCGUCCACUCAAGCAAUAUUCGAAACAAAUAAUUCAUCAAUUUUGGCUCAUAAAGGUUCUCCCACAGUUACAUUGGUUUAA